This is a messenger RNA of Halichondria panicea, 2946 nucleotides long. RefSeq lists its product as uncharacterized. Bases 112 to 1245 code for a protein of 377 amino acids. The transcript is spliced from 3 exons. NCBI's taxonomy places the organism in Eukaryota, Metazoa, Porifera, Demospongiae, Suberitida, Halichondriidae. The record is from RefSeq and is a predicted model, not a curated record.
GAGCAUGCGCAAUUCUUAAUUUCGAGUGAUCGAGACCCACCCACUUUUUAGGCUGCAAAACAGCAACUUUACUUUACCACAAACAAUUGGAUGUCACAGUGAAGAGUGAAGAUGGGAAAGUCCAAGCCAAUCCCAGAAAGUAGGGGACUUUUUGUUGUCCUGUUGCUAGCUGACAUGCUCAACACUCUCGUACAAGAGAUCAUCUUGCUGGCCAAGGGCAGUCGGGGUGAGAGCGCUAUUGCUGCUUUUACGGUUUUUGGGGUGAUUGCUGUUGUUUUCUUUGGAUCGUUGGCUAUUGUUCAUUUUUUAUACCUAUGCUUUCUUAGAGGGCACCGCAUAACAUUCAUAACGUCUACUAUCCAAACUAUUGGUGCAUUGUUCUUCUUCUACGGAAACAACAUAAAUGAUUUAGUUGACAACUACGGUGUUGAUGUUGGAUGUGGUUCAGUAUGUACUGUGAACAGCCGCAUAAUUUCUUCUUUUUCCCUGGGAAUUGCUCUUAUUAUUUUUAAUAUUGUUCCUCCUGUUACAAAGAAUGUAUUGAAGCUGCUCAAACUGAAGCGGAAACCAACCUCAGUUGUCACAAAGAAAAUUCCUGAUUGGUUUGCUGCUAUUGACAUGAUAACGAUGUUUGUGAAGAUUAAUACACUGUACUCUGCUAUAAUAGGCAUGGUGCAGACCACUGAGUAUUGCAGCAACACUGACAUUGCCGCGAGCACAACCUUUCUGCUAGUCUGCAUAUUCAUUGGGAUUUUUUCAGAAGUGGUAUAUUUCUUGAACGCAUGGGCAACCAACAAACAUAACAGCAAGCUUUACUCGACAUUAGUGACAUUUGGUCUCAUCUCCAUGAUGAUUUGCCUUCCCCUGUACCUUCUUGCUGAUAACCGUCAGCCUCUGGACUGUGCCUUUGGGUGUGACACGUUCUCAGACACGUUUAAUACAACUGCUAAUGCUAUUGCUUGUAACAACGUAGUAAACGAGAGCGUGAGGCUAGGAUUUACCAGUGUGUCACUAAUUUUUAUCGCCACAAUCCCUAUUGUGUAUUUCAUCCUUAACCAAAAAGCAAGAGACGAAUUCACCGAAAUUGGCUCAGCAAUGAAAUAUAAACUGGAGGAGAUUGAUCUUCCUGAUGUUGGUGCAGCAAUUAAAGAUACAGUCACUGAUAUCGAUGUGGGUGGAGCUGUUAAUGAUUUUGGGGAGACACUGAAAGAGAAGUUGGAUGACAUCAACCCUCUUGUGACUUAAUCUUAGGCCAUACGUGUAGCUAGCUAAGCGGCCAGGUUUGCCUUAUUAGUUGUGAUGAUGCAGUAGAGCAUGCAGCUACCUUUUUUGCAGUAUAAUCUACACACAUGUAAAAGUAGAUCUAUAUAAGUUAUUGUUAGAGGCACACUUAGUUGAUAAUGAUGUCAUAUCUAUGUUUAGGAACAUUCUAGAACUUUCUUGUGUUAUGUAUUUUAGGUCAUUGUGACCAUGUGCUUAGUCAGUCCAUGAUAUCUUUCUUAUUUGUUAAUCUGAAAACUUGCUCUAUCUAGCUAAGUCACAUUGCAAGCUUUGCUAACAGUUAUAAAUGUACUGAUCUGCAAAAUUAAAUAAUUAUUAUCCCAUCAGGCUGGCAUGAUGAAAUUCUAACUGGUUGAAUAUGGUUUGAAUGGGUGGGGCUAGAUCUGAGUAAACAUUGCAUUGCAUCAUGGAACUUAAUUAAUACCGCACAUAAACAAAAGUGUCAAGCAGUUUUCUAAGCUACAAGAAGAACUUGAAGUCACUUACAAAAUGGGGACUAAACCAAUUCCUGAAAGUAGAGGGCUUUUUGUUAUACUUUUGCUAGCUGACAUGCUCAACACGAUCAUUCAAGAAAUCAUCACACUCACGAAUGGUGAUCAUCUGGAUAGUGCUACAGCAGCUCUUGUUUUGUUCGUACUUGUCGCCUUUCUUUUUUUCGGCCUUCUCACAAUUGUCCAUUUUGUUUAUCUUUGCAUUUUUAAGUGUCACUACACAACCUUUCUAACGUCCUUUGUUCAAACAAUUGGAGCUUUGCUUUACUUCUAUGGUGACAACAUUUCCAACUUACUCAAUAAAUAUAGCACGGUACUCAAUUGUGAUGAAGAGUGCGUUAACAACAACCGUAGAGCUGCUUCUUUUUGUCUAGGUGUGGCUCUCAUAAUCUUCCAAAUGGUUCCCUUCAUCAGUAAGCAGUUUUUGAAGGUCCUCAAGCGAAAGGAAAAACUAAAUCUGACGACAACCAAAAAAAGUCCUGAUUGGUUCUCAGCUAUUGACAUGAUUACCAUAUUUGUGAAAUUAGACACACUCUAUUCGGCUAUUGUAGUUAUGAUACAGUCGAGAGAGUUCUGCAACAGGUCAGAUAUUACGAGCAGCUCAGCAUUUCUUGCUGUUUGUGUACUCACUGGAAUAUUUGCUGAAGUUAGCUACUUUUUGUACUCUCUUACAAGCAAUGAAUACAGUGAAAGAGUCUUUACAGGCCUUGUAACCAUUGGCCUGAUUGUAUUAGUAUGCUGCCUUCCCUUGUACCUUCUUGCCGACAAUCGACAGCCUCUUGACUGUGCAUUUGGGUGUGACACUUAUGCAGCCAACACAACUGCUAAUGCUCUCGCCUGUAACCGCACCAGCAAUGGUAGUGUACGCCUUGGAUUUACUGCCCUAUCGUUCAUUGUGAUUUCUGUGUUCUCACUCGUCUUCUUUGUGUGUGAUCGAACAGCACAAGAAGAAGAAUCAUACCCUAACAGUCCAAGAGAAAAUUCAACAAAAGAAGAAAUUGAAUUCUCACAAUUUAAUGAAAUUCCCCAUACACCAAUCAAAACUCUGUAAUCACAUGCAGCUUCUCUCAGACAUUUUACACAGAGACCAGAGCACACUGACUAUAGUUAGCUUAGGACUAAGCUAUAUAAAUUGUAGGCUGUGUAUAUACAUAAAUAGUUUUAUUUUGUUUAG